Pocillopora damicornis (cauliflower coral) is the source of this 787-nucleotide messenger RNA. Its product is annotated as histone H2B.1. Lineage: Eukaryota; Metazoa; Cnidaria; Anthozoa; Scleractinia; Pocilloporidae. Gene Ontology annotation, cellular component: nucleosome. The record is from RefSeq and is a predicted model, not a curated record. Gene Ontology annotation, molecular function: DNA binding; structural constituent of chromatin; protein heterodimerization activity.
GAAGUUACAACUGUUCUUCAGAUAUUAUGGCUCCCAAAGUUGCAGGAAAGAAAGGCGAGAAGAAAGCCGGAAAGGCAAAGGCAAUUGCUGCUGACGGAAAGAAGAAGAGGAGAGGAAAGAGAAGGGAAAGCUAUGCUAUCUACAUCUACAAAGUGUUGAAGCAAGUUCACCCUGACACUGGUAUCUCCAGCAAAGCUAUGGGCAUCAUGAACUCGUUCGUCAACGACAUCUUCGAGCGCAUUGCUACCGAAGCUUCCCGCCUAGCUCACUACAACAAGAAAUCGACUAUCAGCUCCCGUGAGAUCCAGACAGCCAUCAGGUUGCUUCUGCCCGGCGAACUGGCGAAACACGCCGUCAGUGAAGGAACAAAGGCUGUGACCAAGUACACUAGCAGCAAGUAAACUCACUUUGUGGGUUUCCCGCCAAAACAAACGGCUCCUUUAGGAGCCACCAAAUGUUAUGAAAGUCUGACCAACGAACGAACGUAAAAAGUUUUAAAAGUCGUAAAACAACAAUGCAUUUUAUCAUUCCUUCUAUAUUUCCUAUUUUCAUUCUUGUAUCACUGUUUCGGUGUGAACGAAUGAAAUUUAAAACAGAUUUGAGUAGUUGGAACCUGCAACAUCAAUGAUUAGUAAAUUACUAAUUUUAGGAUCACUAGCCCUGUGUGCAGACUGUAAUUUAGCUUACAGGACAAACAUUGACAACGAGCAUUCUUUCUUUUUAGGUGAAGUCCGUGGCGCGAUUAAAAAAAACAGCGAAUAAAAAGUGAGGCGCUUUUUGUCGUGCG